CCACACGGCCUCUCAUCUGCCAGCACCUUCUCCUCUGCCUCCAGCAGCACCGGCCUCUGCAGCCAGGAGACCGCGUCGCUCCCACCCAGCCGCCCGGCCUCACCCAUGGGGAACAGCAAAAGCGGGGCCCUGUCCAAGGAGAUCCUGGAGGAGCUGCAGCUGAACACCAAGUUCACAGAGGAGGAGCUGUGUGCCUGGUACCAGUCCUUCCUGAAGGACUGUCCCAGCGGCCGCAUCACGCGACAGGAGUUCCAGAGCAUCUACGCCAAGUUCUUCCCCGAAGCCGACCCCAAGGCCUACGCCCAGCAUGUGUUCCGAAGCUUCGACGCCAACAGCGACGGCACCCUGGACUUCAAGGAGUAUGUCAUCGCCCUGCACAUGACCUCCGCGGGCAAGACCAACCAGAAGCUGGAGUGGGCCUUCUCCCUCUACGACGUGGACGGCAACGGAGCCAUCAGCAAGAACGAAGUGCUGGAGAUCGUCAUGGCUAUUUUCAAAAUGAUCAGUCCCGAGGACGCGAAGAACCUUCCAGAGGAUGAAAACACCCCAGAGAAGCGAACCGAGAAGAUCUGGGGGUUCUUUGGAAAGAAAGAUGAUGACAAACUCACGGAGGAAGAGUUCAUCGAGGGGACCCUGGCCAAUAAGGAAAUCCUGCGACUGAUCCAAUUUGAGCCUCAAAAAGUGAAGGAAAAGUUAAAGGAGAAGAAACCCUGAUGCCAACUGCGCAGCCCUGUCCCCCUCACACCUUCCCCCGCCGCGCACAGAAACCCGGGCAUGCACACACCUCCCCAAGGGCCAAGGGGGUUUCCCAGGCCUUAGCGUCCCUCCCGUUCCUCCCAGCCACCUCCUCUCCCUUGCCCGCCCCUUGGGGCCUCCGUGAUAAUCCCAGGAUUGGGUCGCUGGAGUCCUACCAACCCUCCCCCACUCCCCCCACCACCACCGUGUAAGCUCCUUUGUGGUUUGCUGGGUAAGCAGGUUCCAAUAAAUGCGAGAGGAGCUGGGCACACA
Neofelis nebulosa (Clouded leopard) is the source of this 1008-nucleotide messenger RNA. RefSeq names its product recoverin (gene RCVRN). The coding region runs from base 106 to 714 and encodes 202 amino acids. The transcript has 3 exons. Lineage: Eukaryota; Metazoa; Chordata; Mammalia; Carnivora; Felidae. Gene Ontology annotation, molecular function: calcium ion binding. The record is from RefSeq and is a predicted model, not a curated record.